AUGAAAUCCAUUAUCGCUGUGCUAGCUUCACCUUUGAUUGAAAUGACGACUAAAGUCACUGAAGCAAUGAAACAAAAGUUUUUGGUAGAAUACAUUAAAUCAGGAACUAUUCCAGAAGGUUUUUACAUUCAUACUAUGAAAGAUGGUAGAGUUCAGUUUAGAAAGAUAAAGCAACCAUUAGAUAGAGAAGGAAUUUUGAGAAAGAUUAAACUUCAUGAGGACAACAUUGCUGAACUUAAGAAGAAGCUAGAAGAGUUGGAGAAAGGAAGAGAGUUAUAA
Messenger RNA from Trichomonas vaginalis G3, 279 nucleotides. RefSeq lists its product as uncharacterized. Lineage: Eukaryota; Parabasalia; Trichomonadida; Trichomonadidae. Bases 1 to 279 code for a protein of 92 amino acids. The transcript has a single exon. The record is from RefSeq and is a predicted model, not a curated record.